Molecule: messenger RNA, 1281 nt
Organism: Apis florea (little honeybee)
Lineage: Eukaryota; Metazoa; Arthropoda; Insecta; Hymenoptera; Apidae
Product: solute carrier family 35 member E2A
Source: RefSeq, a predicted model, not a curated record
AUGGAAAAUCAUUCAAUUCGUAUAAAUUAUACAUUAACACCUCGUGACACAGAACAACCAUUAAUACAUGAUAAUGAAACUAAAAUAUAUGAAGAAAAUAUUAAAAAACACGAAGAUACAACUUUAACAAAUGAAGUAAUGGAUAGUUCUUUUUAUCCCAAAAUUAUGUUAUUUCUAUUAUUAUGGUACCUCAUCAGUGGAUGUACUUUAUUCUUAAAUAAAUAUAUAUUAUCUUAUAUGGAGGGUAAUCCUACAAUUUUAGGUGCUUGUCAAAUGUUAAUAACCACAGUUUGUGGAUUUAUACAAAUGUAUUUUCCAUGUGGAAUGUAUAAAGCACGUCCUAAAUUAAUGAGACCAGCAGGUUUUUAUAAGCAUAUGAUAUUGGUUGGAUGUACAAGAUUUACAACUGUAGUAUUAGGAUUAAUAUCACUUAAUUAUGUAGCAGUAAGUUUCACAGAAACCAUAAAAAGUAGUGCACCACUUUUUACCGUCCUUAUUAGCAGAUAUUUAUUAGGAGAACAUACAGGAUUAUAUGUAAAUUUAUCUUUAAUUCCUUUAAUGGGUGGUUUAGCUCUAUGUUCAAUAAAUGAAAUAAGUUUUGAUCUCAGAGGAUUUAUUGCUGCUAUGGCUACAAAUGUAACAGAAUGCUUACAAAAUGUUUAUUCCAAAAUGUUAAUCAGUGGUGAUAAUUUUAGAUAUACGCCUGCAGAACUGCAAUUCUAUACUAGUUUAGCAUCAAUUGUGGUACAAAUACCAGUUUUGAUAUUAUUUGUAGAUUUACCAACACUUGAACAUUCUUUAAGUUCUAAAUUAUUCAUAGCAUUUCUACUUAAUGGAGUAUUCUUUCAUUUUCAAAGUAUUACUGCAUAUGUACUUAUGAAUUAUAUUAGUCCUGUGACACAUAGUGUUGUUAAUACUGCAAAGAGAGCUUCUUUAAUUUGGCUUUCUGUUUUAUUAUUUAAUAAUCCAGUAACUAGUUUAUCAGCUAUGGGAACAUCUUUAGUAAUAAUAGGAGUAUUGUUAUAUAAUCGGGCACAAGAAUAUGAUAAAUUAAACAAAGCAAAAUUGCGAUAUAAUUCUAAAGUUAAUUUACAAUAAUAUUAUUUAUUAAAAUCAUUAAGAUUUGAAAUUUAAUAAAAAAUAUCUGCAUAAUGCAAAAAUUAAAUAACUUUAAUUAAAAUGAAAAUAAACUAAAUUAAAUUUAGUAUCAAUUUUAUAAUAUAAUAUUUUAUUUAUUACAAUAAUUAAAUAUUUGAAAUAUUAAAUAAAAAAUGACAAAAA